Dermacentor andersoni is the source of this 2942-nucleotide messenger RNA. The record is from RefSeq and is a predicted model, not a curated record. NCBI's taxonomy places the organism in Eukaryota, Metazoa, Arthropoda, Arachnida, Ixodida, Ixodidae.
GUUACGCCACGCGUCUAAUGACUUUCCGUUUGUGUGCAGACGCCGCAGUAUGCAUUGCUUAAAAUUGCCCACUGCGACGGGCCUAUAGCCGCUGAUGCGGAGGGCAUCGACCGCGGCUGCCGAGCCUGCGUACGGUAAGGCGUCGCAACCUUGACGGUGCAUCGUAUAUAUGUACGCGUCGCUGGCCUUCGGCGUAUGCCCUGUAUUGAAAAACAGUGCGUGUUGCUCGCCGCGCGCUCCGGUCGCCUUCCACGAGCUUUUGACGGCGCAUUGGUUCUCGGUAGCCUCGUUAAAAAAAAAACCACUUUCCCUGUGGCGCGCUGCCAACCUGCGUCGGUUGUGCGGUUGUGGCUUUGCAGUUGAGCUUUUGCGGAGCAAAGUUGUGAUGGAGCCCGGCUUCGGAGGGUACCCACCGUGGCAAACGGGAGACGUUAUCCUCGAUAGCGUCGCCGAAGAGUCCCUCGCCGAGCUGAGAAGACUAUUGGAAGGUGAACCGGUGGUCAAUGCUCCCACUAACUCGACCGAUUUGCUGCGCUUCCUGCGGUUUUGCAAAUACGACGCCCGUGAGGCGCUGGUCGUUGUCAAGAGAUACUGCGCACUCAGGACCUCCGCACCGAAGCUCUUCGAAGGACUCAAGGAACCUGAAAAGCUACGAGAAGUAGCCCAAGAUAUCUUCACGAUACUGCCGCAAAGGAACAUGCAUGGCAAGCCAAUUAUGUUCAGCAGAUUUGGAAAAUGGAACCCGCCUGAGAUGAGCUGCCUGCAACUAAACCAAGCGAUGAUAUUCUGCCUCGAGCACUUGUCAAUGUGCCCCGAAGCUCAGACACUGGGAGUUUCCAUGGUGCACGACUUCGAAGGCUAUUCCUUAGUGAGCCUGCGGCAUGUCGAGCUCGGCCUCACCAAAAGUCUGCUACAUUACAUGCAGAAAUGUGUGCCGAUUCUAAUAAACGAAACUCACGUCGUCAGAGAGCCCGCAGCCUUUGAUGCAGCGUUCAAGCUAGUGAGACCAUUCCUGGAGGAGGAAAAGGUCAAAACGGCCCGCUUCCACGGGAAGCACUUGGACCGGCUUCAGAACGAUAUUCCUGCGAGCGCUCUUCCCAAGGAGUUUGGAGGCACGGCGCCCGACACCGACUGGAACGCGUUCUGGAAGAACGUAUGUCUGGAUAGCAAAGCGGACAGACUUUAGCUGAAACAAUUUCAGAGCAGAUACUUGAGCAACCAAGGAAGCCUUCGCGCGAAUGCGCGCGAAAUCUUCGUACUUCGUUCAUACAAGGCACGGUUCCUGUAUAGGCAUGGUCGACCUGCUUUGUAGUUUUGAACUGUUCCGGCGCCUGUUCAUGCUGGCUGAAAUAAACUGAUUUCCAUUGUUUUAUAUUAUGUUCAUCCAUUGCUGGCCAUGCGGUGGCUCCCGCGCACGCGCCUAUGUGUCGGACAACAUUUGCAGCCAUGCUGCAUGAGUUAGGGCCUUGAUCUAAUGCCCGGGUGGGCGUAUCCAGAGUUCCUUCGGCUUGCUACACUGCAAGGCAUAUUACAUCAUCAAAAAAAAAAAAAAAAAAGUGAAGACGCGUGCGGCGCACGCAAAUGUGUAGAUUCCUCGUCAAUUUCUCACAUUGGAUAUAUAUAAAUAUAUAUAAAGAUUUCCUCAGAAAGGAAACUGAUGCACUACAAAAAUAUGAUUAUGCGUACUCAAGGACGAAAACUGGGUCGUCAUUUCUAAGAAUAGUGGUCUAUUUGGCGGUUAUAUAGGGCAGUGCUGCUAGUCAGCAACGAUCCAUCUUGGAGGUUUGACGGCAACAGGAAUGCGCAGUACACACGUAUACCGAGGUCUAUCUAAAUAGGUGGCGCAGCUUGGAACGAGAAGCGUGCCAAAACAUAUCGCCAAGGAUACCAGUUAGUGGCGCACGAUUGAAGCGCUUCUUGGUGACAGGGAGACAAACACUGAAACUAGAAAACCUACAUGAAAAAUAUGUUCGAAAAUUUUCAAACAAAACACUGUCACACGAGUAAAUAUUCCGUUUCAAAUAAUUUUGUUGUACUAAAACAACAAAUGUAUUCGCCGCGGUUGCUCAUUGGCUAUGGUGUUGGGCUCCUGAGCACGAGGUCGCGGGAUCGAAUCCCGGUCACGGUGGCCGCAUUUCGAUGUGGGCGAAAUGCGAAAACACCCGUGUACUUAAAUUUAGGUGCCCGUUAAAGAAAUCAAAAUUUCCGGCGUUCUCCACUACGGCGUGCCUCAAGAUCAGAAAGUGGUUAUGACACGUAAAACCCCAUAAUCUUUAAAACAACAACCGUUUUUUUUUUCGAUUUCACAAUUUGUUAGGUCGUUCUUGCUGACACCUACCAACUCGUGAUUCUGGCGCAAGAUUUGGAGAGACUGUGCAAUCCAGCUAUUAUGUCGUGCGGAAUGGCGUUGCUCACUUGAACGUGGUGGUUUCAUCCGAGUCUUCUUUUAUUUCCUUGCAUGUUUGUUUAAACUGUGGCGUGCGCUUCGCUUCAAAUUUUGCGUGACCUAGCACGUGGCAUUUAUUCGCAAAAGGUGUGAGUGGCGGCUUUUUGUUAUCGUACAAGUUCAUGUUGCGGCAUUCGACGCGCUGUGUCUGGUCGUGACGAUAAAUGCGGAACGCUCCGCGAAUGAACGUCGCGUUAUGUUUGUGCACCCUCUGUAACACAGGCUCUGAGUGUCCGACGAGCAGCAAAAUUAGUAAGUCGAAUGUUUUCUAAAUUACGAUGUGGGUAAAUGUUGGCCUGUCUCAUAACUGUUGGAUGUGAAUACAUGGUGUCGCGCGAAAUUGCGAAUGAUCCCGUGAAAAAGGUAUCGCAUAUGUUGCUCUACACUGCGACUGUGUGCAGACCAUAGUACUUUUCAUCGAUUGAAGCAUAUUUUGUUCCGUCAGUUAUAUUGGCUGCAUUAUUAUAGACGAAUAAAAGUAAAGUUGCUUUUGAAA